CAUGUGACCCCGCCUGACUGAACUGUAAAGAAUAACAAGGAAGUAGCAGCUAGCGUCUGUUUUGUUUUUAGUGUCUUAUACUGCUCAUGAUCUAUGUCUGUUUGUGAUUUAUAAUAGCCAGUCUCUCUAUGUAAUGAUUUCAGUCAUAUUCUAAGUGAACUAGCAGCUCAAAGACGGUGUUGAGUUAGAAACUACAGUGUUUCAAAGAGAAGAAGAAGAAAAAGAAUGGCAGACGAAGCGCCUUUCCAGUUUUUACACAACGAGUUGCUUCAGUAUAUUUAUAAGACAUCUGACAACGGAGAGACGGAAAAUGGAAGAAAUAUCACCAAACUGGAGAACAUGGGGUUCAGAGUCGGACAAGGACUAGUAGAGAGAAUGACUAAAGACACAGCAAGGUUCAAAGACGAGCUGGACGUCAUGAAGUUCAUCUGCAAAGACUUCUGGACCUGCGUGUUCAAGAAACAGAUCGACAACCUUCGAACCAAUCACCAGGGAAUCUACGUCCUGCAGGACAACAAGUUCAGGUUACUGAGUCAGCUGUCGGCGGGGAAACAGUAUCUGGAUCAAGCCCCGAAGUACCUGGCCUUCAGCUGCGGUCUGGUUCGAGGAGGUCUGUCUAACCUGGGAGUGAAGAGUAUCGUGACAGCCGAGGUUUCCGUCAUGCCUGCAUGUAAAUUCCAGGUGAUGAUCCAGAAGAUGUAGCAUCCUUCAAAGGUCACCCUCACCCUGCACUAAUGUUUGCCUUCAUUCAUCUCUGACUUUGUCAUAAAAGGGAAGUGCCAUCCGUCUUCAUUGUCAGUAAAACACACAUCUCUACUCUUUGAUGACCAUUGGUAAUAAUUAUCGUCAAUAUUAAUGAAAUUAAUAUCUAAAUGAUCGUUUCCAGUACCAUGCUGAUUUAUUCUGAGAUUAAUGUUAUAGUAAUUUUAAUUUUAAUCUGAGAGCGUCUCUCUGAAUGAAUGUGUGACAGAGUAUUGUAUAGAAAUGAUCAAUCAUGUAAAAAAUAACUUUAAUCCGUUGAUUAAGAUCUGUAUCUGUGUUAUAUUUUAAAGAGAAGUCCAUGUGUGUUUGUCCAAGCUUUACCAGUUUGUUAAAGUAACAUAAAUACUAUAUAGCUACAUAUAUAUAAAGGUUAAAAUGUAAUAUAUAACUCAAAGAAGUGGAGCCCAGUUUAGAUAAACCAAAAGAAGGGAUUCCACAGAGGCAGAGGAGUUCAUGGAGUAAUCCACUCCUCAGACUUCUUCAUGUGAUUUGAAUAAAAAAGACCUUUACCUGUGAUUACACAGCUCCCCACAGACUGAAGAGACUAACGAAGCACUGAGGAUAUCCGGCAAUACUAAAGCAUGAAACUUUAUGUUCUUUACCUCUUGUUUUUAAUAAAGAUGUUUUAUUGAAAA
Messenger RNA from Notolabrus celidotus (New Zealand spotty), 1397 nucleotides. It is a transcript of the gene trappc6b, whose product is annotated as trafficking protein particle complex 6b. Gene Ontology annotation, biological process: endoplasmic reticulum to Golgi vesicle-mediated transport; regulation of GTPase activity. Lineage: Eukaryota; Metazoa; Chordata; Actinopteri; Labriformes; Labridae. The record is from RefSeq and is a predicted model, not a curated record. Gene Ontology annotation, cellular component: trans-Golgi network; cis-Golgi network; TRAPP complex. The transcript is spliced from 6 exons. The coding region runs from base 226 to 702 and encodes 158 amino acids.